ACAAGCUAUCAAAAUAAAAGCUCAUCAUUACUCUCUCUUUCAAGCAACACCAAAAGAUAAACCAACAAACAACAAUGGCGGAUCAUCAAGAAGAAACCAUAAACACAAUAUCUCAACACCAAGUCUUCCCUUCCAAACCCAUCACCACCACCACCUCACUCCCUCUCACCUUCUUUGACCUUGUAUAUCUCCACGCCGGCUCUGUUCACCGUCUCUUCUUCUUCUCCUUCCCUCACUCCACCUCCCACUUCCUCUCUUCCUCCCUCCCAACCCUACUCUCCAAUCUUUCCCACUCCCUUCACCUCUUUCCUCCUCUCUCCUCCCAUCUCUCCCUCUCCUCCACUCCUCUCCAACUCAUCUCCACCCCCACUGACUCCACCCCUUUCACCAUCUCCGAGUUCACCGGCGACCCCAACAAGUUCCACCACCUCAUUUCCGACCAUCCUAAACCUCGCUCCCUUUUCAAACCUCUUCUCCCUCUUCUCCUUUCUACCGACCCUAACAAACGUCCAUUAAUGGCUUUGCAAGUCACCAUCUUUCCCUUUCAUGGCUUGUGCUUAGCCAUGGCGAUCGACCACGUCGUCGGAGACGGUGCCAGCUUCAAUCAUUUCCGUAAAUCCUUCGCCACCGGCUCCCUCUUCGGCCCUCCUCCCGUCUUUGACCGCACACUCAUCCCCGACCCAUCCAACAAGUUAUACUCCACCUACUUAAAUUUUUACCUCAAAUAUCAACCACAAUCAUACCUCACUUCGCCGCAGGCCGAUGAAGAUAACUACAUAGCCACGUUCACUCUCCGGCGAGAACACAUAGAGAAACUCAAGCUCAAGCAGAUUCACUGCACCACGUUCGUAGUCUCAUGCGCUUACGUAUGGGUUUGCAUGGCUAAAGCUAAUGCAUGGCCGGGAGAGAGAACAUCACACUUCUUCUUCGCCUUUGACUGCCGGUCUCGUCUCCGGCCACCGCUGAGCUCGACGUACUUCGGGAACUGCUUGCUUGGUUGCUUUAUUGAACUCAAAGUCAAGGAGCUCGUCGGAGAAGAUGGAGUCACGGCGGCGGCUAAGGCCAUUAAGGCCGGAAUCGAAGAUUUGGAAGAGCGUGGAGUGCUGAGUGAUGCAGAGGGGAUGAUGGAGAAGGUGAGAGCUUUGCCAAAGGAUCUGACAUUGGUUGUGGCUGGAUCACCGAGGUUUAGGGUUUAUGAGACUGAGUUUGAGGGGUGGGGAAAGCCAGUGAAAGUGGACACUGUUUUAAAGAGCAAGAGUGGAGCCCUUUGCAUAUCGGAGAGUAGAGAUGGAGAAGGUGGUGUGGAGUUUGGUUUGGUUCUUUCACUGCCUUUGAUGCAUCAGUUUACUUCUUGUUUUGAUGAUGGUCUUCGUUUCAUUUGAUUUUAUUGUUUUGAUGAGGUUUAAUGGAAGAAGAAGAAGGAGAAGAAGAAGAAGAAGAGGUUUGUCAACCCUUGAAUCCAUGAUGGAGAUGUCAUAAUAAAAGAAAUGUUUGUGGAGUGAUUUAUGAAAGUUCUUAAAAAUAAAUUAAUAAAUUAAUAAAAUGAAAGCAGCUUCUCUUGUUCA
Messenger RNA from Dioscorea cayenensis subsp. rotundata (Guinea yam), 1565 nucleotides. Its product is annotated as coumaroyl-CoA:anthocyanidin 3-O-glucoside-6''-O-coumaroyltransferase 2-like. The transcript has a single exon. NCBI's taxonomy places the organism in Eukaryota, Viridiplantae, Streptophyta, Magnoliopsida, Dioscoreales, Dioscoreaceae. The record is from RefSeq and is a predicted model, not a curated record. The coding region runs from base 75 to 1382 and encodes 435 amino acids.